AUGCAGUCUACAAUUGGGCUCAUCUGCCAGGGGAAGAACGUGCUGCUGCUGGGUGAAGAUGGAGCUGGAAAAACAAGCUUAAUAAGAAAAAUUCAGGGAAUAGAGGAGUACAAGAAAGGAAGAGGAUUGGAAUAUUUGUACUUAAAUGUUCAUGAUGAAGACAGGGACGAUCAAACAAGAUGUAAUGUAUGGAUCUUGGAUGGAGACCCCUAUCACAAAGGCCUCCUUAAAUUCUCACUGGAUGCCAUUUCUCUGAAGGACACUUUAGUUAUGCUGGUUGUUGACAUGUCAAAGCCUUGGACUGCUUUGGAUUCUUUACAAAAAUGGGCAAGUGUUGUUAGAGAACAUAUUGACAAAUUGAAAGUUCCUCCUGAAGAAAUGAAAGAAAUGGAACAAAAGUUGGUUAGAGAUUUUCAAGAAUAUGUAGAACCAGGAGAAGAUUUCCCAGCUUCCCCUCAGAGAAGAAAUACCACGUCACAGGAAGACAAAGAUGACAGUGUGCUCUUGCCUCUGGGUGCGGAUACACUCACACAGAACUUGGGCGUUCCAGUACUGGUGGUUUGCACAAAGUGUGAUGCCAUUAGUGUGUUGGAGAAAGAACAUGACUACAGAGAUGAGCAUUUUGAUUUUAUUCAGUCACAUAUCCGGAAGUUUUGUUUACAGUAUGGUGCAGCACUUAUAUACACUUCAGUAAAAGAAAAUAAAAAUAUAGAUUUAGUAUAUAAGUACAUCGCCCAGAAACUCUAUGGAUUUCCUUAUAAGAUUCUUGCUGUUGUUGUGGAAAAAGAUGCAGUAUUUAUUCCAGCAGGGUGGGAUAAUGAUAACAAAAUAGGAAUAUUACAUGAAAACUUUCAAACGUUGAAAGCAGAAGAUAAUUUUGAAGACAUCAUAACUAAACCACCUGUCCGAAAGGUUGUGCAUGAGAAGGAAAUUGUGGCGGAAGAAGACCAAGUGUUUCUUAUGAAGCUACAGUCCCUUUUAGCAAAGCAGCCACCAACUGCAGCUGGAAGGCCUGUGGACGCCUCACCAAGAGUCCCAGGAGGCUCCCCUCGAACACCAAACAGAUCUGUGUCAUCCAACGUUGCUAGCGUGUCACCCAUCCCUGCUGGGUCAAAAAAAAUCGAUCCAAACAUGAAAGCUGGAGCUACAAGUGAAGGUGUCCUGGCAAAUUUCUUUAACAGUUUGCUGAGUAAAAAGACUGGCUCCCCAGGAGGCCCUGGUGUUGGUGGUGGUAGCCCUGGAGGUGGGGCUGCAGGCGGAGGUGGCAGUUUACCACCGUCUGCCAAAAAGUCAGGCCAGAAGCCCGUCCUCUCAGAUGUUCAUGCGGAACUGGACAGAAUCGCACGGAAACCAGUGACGGUUUCCGCUACAACACCUCCAUCUCCUGCAGAAGGAGACGCUUCUUGAAGAUGCCAAAUAAAGCCAUCUAUUCAGUUUUCUGGGAUAAUGUAAACUUGCCUCUGCCUUCUCCUUCAAAAGCGGAAUUAGGGAGCUGGAGUGCUUUUUCAG
Molecule: messenger RNA, 1509 nt
Organism: Budorcas taxicolor (takin)
Lineage: Eukaryota; Metazoa; Chordata; Mammalia; Artiodactyla; Bovidae
Product: cytoplasmic dynein 1 light intermediate chain 1-like
Exons: 2
Coding region: 1-1407 (468 amino acids)
Biological process (GO): microtubule cytoskeleton organization; microtubule-based movement
Cellular component (GO): cytoplasmic dynein complex; centrosome
Molecular function (GO): dynein heavy chain binding
Source: RefSeq, a predicted model, not a curated record